GUCUAUACCGAUUCGCUAAUUUUUAACUGCUCGCAACAAACGCAAAUAUUAAUAUUUUGCGCUCAAAUUUUUUUAAAUCGUUUUUUGAUAACAAAAUAUCUAGAUUUCAGCUUAAAUAAAAGAACAACAAAAAAUGUCGAACCAUUCAUAUUGAAUUAUUAAAAAUGUUGAAUUAUUCCAUUCACAAACUAAUCAGUAGGGCGUUGCUAGGAUAUAAUUAUUUGAAGUUUGAUCAAUAAUCAAAUAAAUCACGCAUUUAAAAUGUCGCUGAUCAUAAACGAUCCCUCUAAUGCUGAAAAUAAUAAGAGAAUUGAUAGAAAUGAUAAACAUAAUGGGCUUGAUAGUAUUUUUAAAAGUCCCAGAAUGACCAAAGAAUUUAUUAAAAAACUGUGCAAAGAACAAAAGCUGUACCAAACCCCAUAUCUAAAUGAUGUCCUUUAUCUUCAUUUCAAAGGUUUCUCUUACAUUGAGAACUUAGAAGAAUAUACUGGGCUAAAGUGCUUGUGGCUUGAAAAUAAUGGCAUUAAAGAAAUAAGCGGACUCGAUAAUCAGAAAGGGCUGAGGAGUUUAUUUCUUCAUUAUAAUUUAAUUAAAAAAAUUGAAAAUUUGGAGAACUGUUCAAUUUUAGACACAUUGAAUUUGGCGCAUAAUCAAGUUAAGAAAAUCGAAAACUUAGAUUGCGUAACAGGCUUACACACUCUCAAUUUGUCCAACAAUUACGUGGAAAGCCUUGAAGACUUAGAGCAUUUGGAAAAACUUAUAGAAGUGUCGGUACUAGAUUUGGCAAACAAUCAUAUUGAAGAACCUCUCAUAGUUCAAAUUUUGGGCAAUAUGCCUGGCUUGAGGGUUUUAAAUUUGAUGGGUAAUCCUGUUAUAAGAAAAAUACCGGCCUAUAGAAAAACUUUGAUAUUGGCCUGCAAAAAUCUGCAAUAUUUGGACGAUCGUCCGAUUUUUCCUAGAGAGAGAGCCUGUGCUGAAGCUUGGGAGAGAGGAGGAAUAGCAGAGGAACAUGCCGAAAGGAAACGCUGGAUAGAUAGAGAACGGCAGAAGAUUAUGGAUAGCGUUGAUGCUUUAAUUGCAUUGCGAGACCGAAGAAGAGCAGAGCGCGCAGCAGAAGACCCUGCGCAACACGUGGAUAGCGGUUUUUGCACAUCAAUUGCAGACUCGGAGAGUGAAGCUGAGAAUCUUUCGCAACCGAAUUUAAUAAUUGACUGUGAAACGAAUAACGAGGAUGACAAUAAUAUUCGACCUGUAAUAGUUGAAGAAGAAAACUCGAACUCUGAUGAAAAACCAGAAGUCAUAUAUGGCGCAGCCAUUGCAAAUGGCGAACGCCAUCAAGCAUAUAAUGAUUCGGAAUCAUCAGCGACUGAUUCGGAAUCAUCAACGACCGAUUCGGAUUCUGUCGACUCUGAUGAUUUCAUGAAAGACAGACAAACAACUGAAGAUUACUCGGCUUACCGGACAAGAAUAUUUGAUUAUUCACCUGAAAUUGUCUCACAAAAAAAAAUAUUGAUACAAGAAUUGAAUGAUGAACCUCAACCUUGUUCAAGCAAACAAGCUAUUGCUGAAGACAUGUUACGCUUUGCAAUGGAUAAUGCUGAUAUAGAAGAAAUCAGAGAUGUAAGAAAUCCCACAGGAACCGAAAUUCAACCAAUCUCGACUAAGAGUUUGUAUCCUCAAACACAAGUUGUCAAUAAGGAUGAUAAUAAUGAAUUGGAAACUGCUAAUGCCAAUUACGAUGUUGAAGAAUUUGAAGGUGAUGUAGUUAUUAAAGAGAAAUUAGAAGCUUAUGUGGAAAUAGAAUCUCAACCUUGUACAAGCCAACAAGCCCUAGCUGAAGAGAAAAUGUUUCGUUUAUCAAUCGAAAAUGUUGAUAACGAUAGCGAUGGACAGAAUAAAGGACAACAAGCCCUUGAAAAUGAUAUUGCUGAAUCUUGUGAUGAUGAAGUCAAAGAAAACAAUAUAGAAAAUGCAGCAGAUACCAGAGAAGAAUCAGAUGUAAAAGUUGAAAAAGAAGUUAUUGAAGACACUGCACCAGAAGAUAAAGUUGACGCUGAUGAAUUAUCCACUUCUGAGGCUAAGAAGGAAAUCAAAAAUAUUGAAGUUGGGGUGGAAGAUGCGCCAAUUGCAGUUGAGAAUUGUCAUGAAUGUCAAUUAGAAAACUGCUCUUGUAAUAAUAAAAAAGAAAAACAAUUAUAUGUUGAAGUUGAAAAAAUGAACGUAGAUGAGUAUCUGUCAUCAUCUACUCAAAUAAGUCAAAACUCCUGUCAUGAUAAACACUCUGAACUAAGCGAAUCAAUUUGUGAAGGCUCUAUGGCUUAUUUCUCCCUCAAAGAGCCAAAACUGGAUAGCCUGUUAACUUGUGCGCCAACAUCUGCUUCUAAAGAUAGCGAUGAUGAAAGUGAUCCUGAUGAUUUUGAUUCGACACUGAGUCAGCAACGACUUUUAGUAGAAACUUUGGACAAAUGUGAAGAUAUUAGAGCCGAUACUGGUGAAAUUGGAGAAGGAGACUUUGUCGUUGAAGCGAAAUCCAAAAAGGAACUGCAAGCGUCGCUUGGACCUCGGAAUAUCAAGUUUAAUCAAGAUACAGACGAUGAAAUCUAUAAGAAUUUGUUGAAAUGGGAUAUUAACGUUCCAGAAGGGAAUACAAUAAUUUUGGAACCUAUUCAGCGAAAGCAACGUGAAGAAUGCAAUAAGGAUGAAAUUUGUGAAAUGAUUCUCCAAUCGAAAAAAGUUGAAAAGCCUGAAUACGAAAUUGUUCCUGGAAAAGAUAUUGCCGAAGAAAAUGAUACAAUUUUAUAUUCAAGGCAUGAUAUAGUUGAAGAAGAUAAAUCUAAUAAAUUCUCGAAAACCCAAACUAUAAUGUGCAACACCGAUGUCAAACCAGUAACUGAGUUGGAUAAUGCGACUAUUAUAAGCAAGACAAUUUCCGAAGUGAGAGAAGAAAUUAAAAAAUUCAAUAAAAGCUACGAAGAGUUCAAUGAGAGAUCCAAAAUCCAGCGAGCGAAAAUUAUCGAAGAAUACAAUGAUGCUCUUGACAAAGAAGUUAAAAUAAUUAACAAGUUUAAGACCAUUUAUAAGAAAAGUGAAAAGAAGCCGCGUGAGUUUGGAAAACGAGGACCGAUUGAGGUAACCGAUGAAUCUAUGAGAAAGCAUUUUGCCGAUAUGGGUGUGGAUCUGUCGGAAGAUUUCGAAGAAAGCGGAUUGAUUAGAAAGCCAAAGCCUGAACUGGAACAUCUCGUAGACGAGCCUGAUGAAUUUGUUAGUGCGAACAAAGAGCUAGAAAAACAGUUCUUAGAGCAGCUACCACAGUUGCGAAAAAUUGUCGAAGAUGAAGAGGCGCAGGAAAAACUAAAGGAAGACGAAAAAUCUGAGAAAAAUAAUUUAGCGGAAAAAUUAAUGGAGAAUGUUACUGAUAAUGGAUCUUUGGAGAAAGAUAAGCCAGAGGAAAAAAUUGUUAUCAAAAGACGCAAUGUAAGCUGUUCUUUGGAAAUGCAGCUAGCACAAGACAAAGAAUGAAAAUUGAAAUGAGGCUUUUUUUGUUUUAGCCUAAAUAAUUAACUAUGUUUGGAAUAAAGUUUUGUGUCGA
Ceutorhynchus assimilis (cabbage seed weevil) is the source of this 3589-nucleotide messenger RNA. NCBI's taxonomy places the organism in Eukaryota, Metazoa, Arthropoda, Insecta, Coleoptera, Curculionidae. The record is from the annotation of a GenBank genome assembly.